ACCACUUCUAUUUCGUAGCUGUAACUUUCUCACAGUGACUGGCUUGUUUGGCACAUGCGUUGUAUUUGUCUGCAUUACAGUGACAAUUGCAGUUUCCCGGCGAGGCAGCCAUGGCGUCGGCUGCGCUUCUUGAGCGGGCGCAAGCCAUUUCAAAUUCAGAUAAAGAUAAGGGAAUUGAACUUUAUAGUAAAAUAGUCAAAUCGCCGGAGCCGCCGAUCAGCGAUGAGGAGACAAUUCGGAUCAAGGAGCAGGGCAUUAUGCAGCUCGGAGAGCUGUUUCAGAAGUCCGGCAAGGCCCGAGAGCUGGCCGACCUGAUCCGGGCGUCCCGGCCGUUCCUGGGCCUCAUCAGUAAGGCCAAGGCGUCCAAGCUGGUACGCGGGCUAGUGGACAUGUUCCUGGACAUGGAGGCCGGCACCGGCAUCGAGGUGCAGUUGUGUAAGGAGUGUAUCGACUGGGCCAAGGCCGAGAAGCGCACCUUCCUACGUCAGUCACUCGAGGCGCGUUUAGUGGCGCUCUUCUUCGAUACCAAACAGUACCAGGAGGCGCUGACGCUCGGCUCUGCGCUGCUCAAGGAACUGAAAAAGCUAGAUGAUAAGAAUCUCCUAGUUGAGGUGCAGCUGCUCGAGUCCAAGACGUACCACGCGCUGAGUAACCUGCCCAAGGCGCGGGCGGCGCUUACCUCAGCGCGCACCACCGCCAACGGCAUCUACACGCCGCCCAAAGUGCAGGCGGCGCUCGACAUGCAGUCGGGCGUGCUGCACGCUGCCGACGAGCGGGACUUCAAGACGGCCUACUCGUACUUCUACGAGGCGUUCGAGGGAUAUGACAGCGUCGAGGACGGAAAGGCGCUGCUGGCGCUCAAGUACAUGCUCAUGUCCAAGAUCAUGUUGAACACACCCGAGGACGUGAACGGUAUCGUCAGCGGGAAGCUGGCGCUCAAGUACGCCGGCCGGGAGAUUGACGCCAUGAAGACGGUGGCGCAGGCCAGCCACAAACGGUCCCUGGCUGACUUCCAGCAGGCGCUCUCUGAGUACAGCCAGGAGCUGGCCGGAGACCCCAUCAUCAAGGCGCACCUCAACACGCUGUACGACACCAUGCUGGAGCAGAACCUGUGCCGCAUCAUCGAGCCGUACUCGCGAGUCCAGGUGGGCUACAUCGCGCAGACAAUCCGGCUCUCCCAGGACCAGGUGGAGCGUAAGCUGUCCCAGAUGAUCCUGGACGCCAAGUUCCACGGCAUCCUGGACCAGAAUGACGACGUGCUGGUCGUAUUCGACGAGACGCACGCCGACGGCACCUACGACACCGCGCUCGAGACCAUGCACAACAUGGGCCGCGUGGUGGACACUCUGUUCCAGCGGGCCAAGAAGCUCACCUAGUGCCGCCGCCCGCCCGCGCCCAACGCUGUACAUGUGUGAUAUGUAUAUGGUAGACGGACCGCGAGACCCGCGGCCCGCCGCCGGCCGCGACACAGACAAACUGAGUGGGGAGCUGCUAAAUCUCGCCAUCAUUUCAACGCCAACCGAGACACGCCACCUCAGACACUCUACCAUUAACUUAUGUGAAAUGACUCGUGCUUGUAAUAAAGGAGUAAAUUCUC
Messenger RNA from Amphibalanus amphitrite, 1597 nucleotides. Its product is annotated as 26S proteasome non-ATPase regulatory subunit 11-like. NCBI's taxonomy places the organism in Eukaryota, Metazoa, Arthropoda, Thecostraca, Balanomorpha, Balanidae. The record is from RefSeq and is a predicted model, not a curated record. Gene Ontology annotation, biological process: ubiquitin-dependent protein catabolic process. Bases 111 to 1376 code for a protein of 421 amino acids. Gene Ontology annotation, cellular component: proteasome regulatory particle, lid subcomplex. The transcript has 8 exons. Gene Ontology annotation, molecular function: structural molecule activity.